Molecule: messenger RNA, 1504 nt
Organism: Geodia barretti
Lineage: Eukaryota; Metazoa; Porifera; Demospongiae; Tetractinellida; Geodiidae
Source: the annotation of a GenBank genome assembly
GAGUACUGGCACGAAUCCUCUCUCUCAUAGGCCAAGGAUAGGGAGCUAGCUGAGGCUCAGCAGCAACUGAGACAGAAGGAAGAAGAGCUCCAAUCCAGUGAGAGAGAGAAACAGACAGUCAGACAACAGCUCAUCAGCUCACAGCAGCAACUGAGACGGAAGGAGGAAGAGUUAGCUAGACAAGGAACAGACAGCAGACUAUCAGGAGAGAACAGCAGCAGCUUCAAGCAGAGUUAGCUGAGACUCAGCACCAACUGAGACAGAAGGAGGAACAGCUGCGAUCAAGUGAGGCUCUAGUGGCUGACUUCCAGAAGACCCUCCAGCAGAGAGACUCAGAGCCGACUCAGAGGACAAAGUCUAGUCUUCUACCAACAGCUGUACCACAUUCCACACAAGUCAAUAUUAAACCCAGAAAGCUCACUGUGCAGUGUCAUCGUAAGAAGACAGCACCAUGUAGAAUGAGGAGAGGAUCUGCAACAACUGAUGGUCGAUUUGCAUACUUCACCCCACGUGACUCCAACUCAGUCUACCAAUAUGAAUGUAGUACAGAGAAAUGGGAGGAACUUCCUUCAUGUCCAUAUCAGAACUCUGGACUAGUCAUCAUUGACAGGGAACUAACUGCUGUGGGGGGAGAUGGAUGGAUCUCGUUUACUAACAAACUAUACACACUACGACAGAGGAAAUGGGUUGAGAAAUACCCUCCAAUGAACACUGCACGUUCCUCACUGCUGUAGUUAGUACAUCUGACGGCGAAUACCUCAUUGUGAUUGGGGGGUUGUUGGUGGUGGUUGGACUGCUACAGUUGAACUAUUUCAAGUGAAGAGCAGAAGAUGGUACCAACUAACAGACUUACCACAACCUCUCCCUCCCUUCAGCCACAAUAUGUGGUGAUCUAGUACAUGUGGUAGGACAUGGUGGUGACGGCUACUCGUGUUCUCUUGCAGCUCUACCAUCCAGUGACAAACCAAUCCCACCACAGUCAAUACCACACCUCAUAUCAUGGAAACCUCUCCCUCCUCUACCAGUGACAGGCUCAACAGCUGCCACUCUCUGUGGACAGCUAGUACUCAUUGGUGGCAGUCGAGGUCUGGGUCACCAGUCAACUCCAUUCACCAGCUAGUGGAUGGACAGUGGGUGGAGAUUGGCUCUAUGACUAGUGAUAGGUACUCGUGUUUAGUAGCCAGUCCAUCACCUGACAAGAUCAUCAUAGUGUGUGGAUAUGGAGCAGCGGACAGUGUUGAAGAAUGUGUUGUUGUUUAGUUACAAGUACGUUUUUUGCAAUAUUCAUUGUUCAGUAUAAUUACAACAAGAUGUGAUUAUGCGCAGGCUGUUACAAUAAUAUUCUGACAUAACUUCCUAUUUUCUGCACACAAAAUAUGUGAUAUGAAUUACUUGUUUGAAGAUUGGUUAAGGACGUUGCCAUGGAGACUAACAAUGUUCUGGGCCUGCAGUAGUAGCGGUCUGUCAAUCAUGUGACCUUCGUACACAAAUGCCCCCUGGGGAA